UUUUACAAGCGCCACGCGAGGACAUUUGAGCGCAAAGAAGACCUUUUUUGGACUCGUUAAAAAGUGAGGUUGGAGUUGGAGCUUUCGCUCGGAGAUCUUGCGGAGUGUUUUUUUUUUUUUUAAUUUUUCACAUCUUCUUCCCGAGUGGCUGCAGACUCAAGGGAACCGACGAUGGAUAAAAACCUGUUCGGAGGAGUCCCCAGGUUCCUCACCCGCCCCAAGGCGUUCUCGGUGUGCGCCGGCAAGGACGCCACGCUGAGCUGCACCAUCGUGGGCAGCCCGACGCCGCUGGUCACCUGGGAGAAGGAGAAGCUGAAGCUGACGUCCGGCGGACGCUUCAAAACCGUGGAGGACGGCGACGUGUACCGCCUCACCGUCUACGACCUGACCCUGGAGGACAGCGGCCAGUUCAUGUGCCGCGCCAGGAACAGCGUCGGGGAGGCCUACGCCGCCGUGACCCUCAGAGUGGCCCUGCCGUCGGAGAUGGCGCCGAGGGCCCCGGCCUUCGCGGUCAAGCCCGCCGCGGCGCGCGCCGCCCCGGGCGACGACGUCGUCUUCCACUGCCGCGUGGUGGCCCACCCGGAGGCCAACUUCGACUGGGAGAAGGACGGCCGCUACCUGGGGGAGAGCAACCGCGUCAAGAUCGUCUCCGACAGCGACGGCAGCGUCUUAAAGAUCCAGAGCGUGCGCGGCCUCGACGCCGGCACCUACACCUGCCGGGCCCAGAACACCGUGGGCCGGGCGCACUGCGCGGCGGCCCUGGUCGUGGACGCCCAGGACUCCCGCCGCCACCCGGCGGCGGACAAGAGCACCUCCCUCCUCUCCCACCUGCAGAAGCGCAAGGAGGAGAUGAACAAGGACAUCUCGGUCUAUCGCACCGGAGAAAGCCGGUCCUCCGUCACCAUCUCCUCCUCCUCCGCCACCUCCUCCUCCUCCAGUGCCAACAUCGCCGACGGCCCGGGUUCCCCCGGCCUGGAGAACGAGCUGAGGGCGUCGGCGCUGGCGAAGCUGCCCAAGGGCGUGUUCACGCGCACCUGCACGGUGACCGAGGGCAAGCACGCCAAGCUCAGCUGCUUCGUGACCGGUCACCCCAAGCCCCACAUCACCUGGAGGAAGGACGGGGCGAACAUCCGCGAGGGCCGCAGGCAGGUCAUCUACGAGGACCACGCCGAGAACUUCAUCCUCAAGAUCCUGUACUGCAAGCAGGCCGACAACGGCCUCUACACCUGCAACGCCACCAACAUGGCGGGCCAGACCUACAGCGCCGUGUUGGUCACGGUCAAAGAGCCUAAGGUGCCAUUCAGGAGGAAGCUUCAGGACGUGGAGGUCCAGGAGAAGGCGUCCGCCACGCUGAUGUGUGAGGUUCCCGUGAGUGCCACCACGUCCAGCUGGUUCAUGGAGGAGACGCGUCUGCAGCAAAGCACCAAGUACAACAUGGAGCAGGACGGCACCCUCCGACGCCUCACCAUACACAACGUCACCACCAACGACGACGGCGUGUACAUCUGCGAGAUGAAGGAAGGCAGCCGCACCGUGGCUGAGCUCACCGUCCUGGGGAACAUAACCAAGAAGCUCCCCCGCAGGACGGUGGUACCCGUCAGCGACACCGUCAUCUUCUGCGUGGAGCUGGAGCGCCCCUUCCCGGACGCUCGCUGGACCCGCAGUGGGGUCGAGCUGAAGGAGGACUCGCGCGUUUCCAUGGCGCGCGCGCUCAGGCAGUACACGCUCACCAUCAGGGAUUGCCAGGCCGAGGACUCGGGAGAGGUGGCCUUCGUGGCCGGAGACUGCAAGACCUCCACUCGGUUCUCCGUCACCGCUGCAAGGAAGCAUCCCCCCGAUCCCCCGGUGGACGCGGCGGUGCGGAACAAGACCGACUCGUCCGUCACCAUCCGGUGGUCUCCUCCGGACAGCGAGCGCCCCGUGCCCGUCAAGGGCUACGUCGUGGAGAAGAGGAAGGUCGGCGCUCAGACGUGGCAGAGGUGCAACGCCGGCGAGCCCGUCGCUUCGACGGAGGUCACCGUCAGCAGCUUCGCGGAGGAAGCCACCUACCAGUUCCGCAUCUCCGCCGUCAACGACUUCGGCCAAAGUCCUCACCUGGAAGUGCCGGGGACCUUCUACCUCGAGCCCAGCGCCGAAAUCACGAAAGGCCUGACGAGCUGCGUGGCCCGCUGCGGCGAGGAGUUCUCCGUCUCCGUGGAGCUGUCGGCCGUCUGCUCCGGCUCCUGGUCCCUGGGCGGCCGCCUGCUGCGCAGCGGGGCGGACUACCUCGUCACCAGGUCCAAGAACACGCACGCCCUGCUCGUCCGCGCCGUGGACGCCGAAAUGGACGGGGCCGAGGUCAAGUUCGUGGGCGGAGGCUCGCAGAGCAGCUGCGUCCUCUCUGUGAAGGCUCCUCCUGCGACGUUCACCAACAAGUCGGAUGUGCCGGAGGUGAUCUGCAGCGCCCAGGCCACCGCGCGGCUGACCGCCGAGGUGUCGGAUUGCGACGCGCAGGUGGUUUGGAUGAGAAAUGAGCGGGAGGUGAAAGUGGGAAAGAAGUACGAAUGCGCGGCCGACGAGCGCAAGAGGAUCCUCGCCGUGCACAACGUGACCGAGGAAGACGUCGGCACCUACGAGUGCGUUUUGGCCGAGGACAGAAUGCGCCUGCGACUCGCUCUUAAAGAUGAACCGGCCAAAUUUCUGAACAAAGCCAGAGGGACGGUGGGAAUGUCGCCGUCCCUCAAGGGAGACCUCGAGCUGAGCUGUGAGGUUUCUCCCGCCGGCGCGGCCGUCGCGUGGAGGAAAGAUCACGUGGAGAUAACCGAGGACCAAAGGACCACCUUCAUCUGCAAGGGGACUCAAAGGAAACUCGUCAUCAAGAACGCCAAGAAGACCGACGAAGGACAUUACUCCUGCGAGACCGCGGCAGACAAAGUCACAUUCCAGGUCAAAAUCAAAGAAACUCAAGCCGCAGCUGCCUUCUCCAACAGGGAGUCCGUCCAGAGGGAGGUGAAAGCUUCCCUCUCCCAGAAGGCCACCCUCAGUUGCAGCGUUGCGGACAGCAAGGCAGAAGUGAAAUGGUGCAAAGACGGCAAGCCGCUGAUCUCCAGUCGGGCGGUUUACUCCGAGGCGAAAGGCAACGCCCGUCAGCUGGUGAUCGAGAAGGUGGAGAAGAGCGACGCUGGCGAGUACACGUGCGAAGCCGGGGGGGACAAGCUGGUCUUCAAGAUAUUUGUGUCAGAGGUUCAAUCGGCUUUCUCCAACGCGGCCUCGGUCCGGAAGGAGGUGAAAGCCGCUCCGUCGCAGAAAGCCACGCUGGGCUGCGAGGUCGCCGACGCCAAGACUGAGGUGAAGUGGUACAAGGACGGCAAGCCGGUGACCUCCGGCAAGGCGGUCCGCGCCGAGUCCAGAGGCAAGAGUCGCCAGCUGGUGAUCGACAGCGUGGAGAAGAAGGACGCCGGGGAGUACGUCUGCGAGGCCGGGACUGAGAAGUUGGCUUUCCAGAUACAGGUGGCAGAGGCCCAGUCAGCCUUCUCCAACAAGGAGUCGGUCCAGAAGGAGGUGAAGGCUGCUCCCUCCCAGAAAGCCACCCUGAGCUGUGACGUUUCCGACGCCAAGACGGAGGUGAAAUGGUACAAGGGCGGCAAGCUGCUGACCUCCAGCAUGACCAUCCACGGCGAGUCGAGGGGUAAAAGCCGCCAGCUGGUGCUAGAGAGCGUGGAGAAGAAGGACACUGGGGAGUACGUGUGUGAAGCUGGGACUGAGAAGCUGGUCUUUAAAUUACAAGUGGAAGGUUCUUCGACGGAGGUCCAGGCUAAAUCCGCUUUCCUCAGCAAAGAGUCGGUCCAAAGGGAAGUCAAAGCCACUCUCUCCCAGAAGGCCACCCUGAGCUGUGAGGUGGUCGAUAGCAAAACAGAGGUCAAGUGGUCCAAGGAUGGAAAACUGCUGAGUAGCAGCAGGGCAGUUCACAUGGAGUCAAAGGGCCAGACCCGUCAGCUGGUGAUCGACGGCGUGGAGAAGAAGGAUGCAGGAGAAUACGUCUGUGAGGUCGGAACGGAAAAAAUGGCAUUCAAAGUACAGGUGACAGAAAGCCAAUCCAAGUCAUCCUUCUCCAACAAGGAGUCGGUCCAGAAGGAGGUGAAAGCCUCGCUCUCCCAGAAAGCCACGCUGAGCUGCGAGGUCGCCGACGCCAAGUCGGAGGUCAGGUGGUACAAGGACGGCAAGCCGGUGACCUCCGGCAAGACGGUCCGCGCCGAGUCCAGAGGCAAGAGUCGCCAGCUGGUGAUCGACAGCGUGGAGAAGAAGGACGCCGGGGAGUACGUCUGCGAGGCCGGGACUGAGAAGUUGGCUUUCAAGAUACAGGUGGCAGAAUCCCCGGCUGGCUUCUGCAACAAGGAGUCGGUCCAGAAGGAGGUGAAAGCCUCGCUCUCCCAGAAAGCCACGCUGAGCUGCGAGGUCUCCGACCCCAAGACUGAGGUGAAGUGGUACAAGGACGGCAAGCCGCUGACCUCCAGCAAAGCGGUCCACGUGGAGUCCAGGGGCAAGCGCUGCGAGCUGGUGAUAGAAAAAAUGGAUAAAAAAGAUGUUGGCGAAUACGCGUGCGAGGCCGGAGCAGAGAAGCUGGUAUUUGAGCUUCAGAUGGCAGACGAAGCUGUCAAGUUCCAGAAGAAGCUGGUUAAGGACACAUGCGCUGUUCAAGCUACCGAGACGGUGGUUCUGACCGCCGAGCUGACCAAAGAGUGCGGUGAUGUGAAAUGGUUCAGAGACGGCGUGGAGCUCAAGGAGGGCAGCAAGUACGAAAUGAAAAAAGAGGGCCUCUCCCGUACCCUGAUGGUGAAAUCCUCCGAAUCCAAAGACGGCGGAACGUACUCCUGUCAAACGGCUGACGACAAACUGGAGUUCAAAGUUCAAGUCAAAGAUCCAGCUCUGAAGUUCUCGGUCCCUUUGAAAGCUGCCACGGUGGAGUUGGGCGGCACGCUCACGCUGGUGUGCGAGCUGGACCGCGCCACGUCGGCGCAGGUGGUCUGGCGCCGCGACGGUCGCGAGAUCGGACCCGGCGGCCGUCACUGCGUCGGGGCGGACGGCGCCAAGCGGGUCCUCGCCGUGACCGGCAUGACUAAAGACGACGAGGGAGAAUACAGCUGCGAAUGCACAAACGACAAGACCUCCGCCCAAGUCUCCUCCAAAGCACCCAGGCUCGUGCGGCUGACCGCCAAACCCAACAACGUGGCCGCCACGGAGGGGAAGGACGCCGUCUUCAAGUGCGCCGUCCACCCGCCGGACGCCGCCGUCCGGUGGUUCCACAACGGCGCGGCGGUCGCUGCCGGGCCCAGGUACAAGGUGGAGCGCGGCGGUGGGAGUCACUCGCUCACCAUCGCCGCCGUCACCCAGGAGGACGCCGGGGAGGUCAGCGUCGACGCGGAGGGCAAAAGCUGCAGAGCUUCCCUUCAAGUGCAGCAUGAGCCUGUGACGUUGAAGAAGAAGCUGGAGGACCUGACGGCGGAGGAGCAGAGUGAAGUGAGGCUGGAGGUGGAGCUCAGCAGGCCGUCGGGCGAGGUGAGGUGGAUGAAGAACAGCGUCGUGCUGCAACCCGCUGGAGACGUGGAGAUUCGGGUCGACGGCGCCAAGCAGGCCCUGGUCUUCAAGAGUGUGACGUACGCCGACCGGGGCGUCUACUCCUGUGAAACGCUGGACGACAAAACCCAGGCCAAGCUCAGCGUGGAGAUGAGGAAGAUCCAGGUCCUGAAGGGUCUCAGGGACACCAAGGCGCGCGAGGCGGAGACGGUGACCCUGGAGGUAGAACUGAGUCAGGCCGACGUCAAGGGCUCCUGGAGCCGGGAUGGCGCCCGGAUAAAGACGGGGGCGAGCUGCCGGAUCACAGCCCUGGGCAAGAAGCACGCCUUGACGUUGUCUGAUCUCAAGAGGGAGGACGCGGGAACUGUUGCCUUCCAAGCGGAAGGAGUGCACAGUUCGGGCAAACUGAUUGUCACAGAACCUCCUGCUGUGAUCUCCAAGCCCCUCACUGAUAUCAGCGUUCCUGAGAAGGAGAAGGCCGCUUUUGAUUGCGAAGUGUCCAGAACAAACGCAGAUGUUAAAUGGUUCAAGGGUGACGUGGAAGUGAAACCGGGUAAGAAUGUUGGCGUCCAUUCCUCGGGCCGAAAGCGCACUCUGGUCAUCAACAAAUGCGCCCCUGAAGAUGCAGGAACUUACGUCUGUCGCACCGCCGACGACAACACGGCCGCCACGCUCGCCGUUCUGGCCAGAGAUGUUCAGAUUGUUAGGAAGCUGGAGGACAUUGAAGUGAUGGAGAAGGAGAGUGCUGCCUUCGUCUGUGAGAUCUCCCACGACGAAGUGGACCACCAGUGGUGCAAAGGAGGCGUCAAGCUCAAAGCCAGUGACGACAUCAGGAUGAGACAAGAGGGCAAAACCUACACACUGCUGUUUAAGGCUGUCACCGCCGAGGACGUGGGUGAGAUUAAAUUCACAGCUGACAAAGCCUCCUCCACUGCCAAACUGAGAGUGAAAGAGCUGCCCGUGAAGUUUGUGAAGAGACUCAGGGAUAAGAUAGCGAUGUUUAAGCAUCGCGGUCACCUCGAAUGCCAAGUGUCGCGUGCCAGCGCUGCGGUGAAGUGGUACAAGAACAAGCUGGAGAUCAAACAUGGCAAGAAGUACGAGAUCAAAGCUGAAGAUGUGUACCGGAAACUCAUCAUCAACGAUGUAGACUCAGGGGACGAGGACACCUACACCUGUGACGCUGCUGAUGACAAGACAAGCUGUAAACUCCUUGUAGAAGAGCAGUCGAUCAGCAUUGUGCGGGAGCUUAGUUCGGUGGAGGUGACAGAACCCUUUGCGGCCGUUUUUGAAGUCGAAAUCAGCAUGGAGCUGGUGAAACCUCCCACGUGGGCUCUGAAUGGAGUCGCCGUGCGGGACGGCGCUGACGUGGAAAUGGAGAAAGAGGGCACCAUGCACCGCCUCACUUUCAAAAAGACCAAAGCAUCGAUGAGCGGACCCGUGCAGUUCACCGCUGGGAAGAGCAAGUCUUCGGCUCAGCUCACAGUCAAAGAGCGCCCGCUCGAGAUCGCGGAGCCCAUCAAAGACGUCAAGGCGAAGGAGAAAAGCUCCGCCAUUCUCACCUGCAAGUUCUCCGCCCCGCCCAAAGAGGUCACGUGGUCCAGAGGUCAGGCGCCUCUGUCGGCGUCGGGCAAGUACAACAUGAAGCGAGACGCUACAAGGGCUCAGCUCACCAUUCAAGGGUUAACAGAGGAAGACAGUGGAGAGUACCGCUGUCAGUCUGGACCUGCCGAGACCAGAGGGACACUUACUGUUGAAGUGCGAGACGUUAAGAUCACCAAGCACUUGGCGGACACGGAGGUCGACGAAGACAGCGACGCGGUGUUCACCUGUGAGGUCAACUACGCCGACGAGGAGGCGCGGUGGCUCCUGAAUGACAAGGUGCUCUUCACCAACGAGGUCAACGCCAUCGCCCACGACGGACAGGUUCACAGGCUCACCCUGAAGAACUUGGCCCCCCAGGACGGAGGGACCAUCGCCUUUGAAGUCCGCGGGGCGAAAGAGUCCGCGACGCUGCGGGUUAAAGAGAAGCGCGCCGUGUUCCUCAAGUCCCUAGACGACGUCACAGGAGAGGAGAGAGGCAUGAUAACUCUGGCGUGCGAGGCCUCCAAGCCGCGGGUUUCUCCCACGUGGAGGAAAGAGGGUCAAGUCUUGAAGGCCGGGUCAAAGUAUGAGCUCCUGCACACCGGCAAGUCCCUGGGACUCAUCAUCAAGGACGUCACCAAAGACGAUGCCGGAGAGUACAGCUGUGAUCUCGGAACUGAGGUUUCUAAAGCCAAGGUCACCGUAAGAGAGAUCGGCAUCGGGAUCACCAAAUGGCUGAAGUCAGCUGAGGUGAAUGAGGGGGACUCGUGUAGCUUUGAGUGCAUAUUAUCCCGCGAGAGCACGGACGAGUGCUCCUGGACUCUCGAUGGCCACGCCGUCGCAAGCGGAGGCCGCUUCCGAGUCACCAGUAAAGGACGCAAGUACACGCUGACCGUGAAGGACGUCGUCCCCGACGACGCCGGCGAGGUGGCCUUCAACAUCCAAGACCUGAGCUCCAAGGCGACAUUGGCGGUCGAAGGCCGAGCUGCGUCCGUGUCCAAGGGACUGCAGAACGUCAGCGCUGCGCGAGGCGAGGACGCCGUGUUCACCUGUGAGCUGACGCAGUCCAAUUCCGCCGUGAAGUGGGCCAAGGAAAGCAAAGCCCUCAAAAGGAGCCAGAAGUACGACAUUUGCCAAGAGGGGAAAAUCUCGACGCUGACCGUCCGCAAUGUCUCGGCUCAAGACUGCGGAGAGUACAGCUGUGAAGUGGUGGGAGGAGCCACCACCAAAGCCACGCUGGAAAUCCGGGAGCCAAUCCAUAAAUUCACCAAAGCGCUCGUGGACAGCCGGGCCGAGCGGACGGGCUCCCUGACGUUGCGAUGCCAGACCGCGCAAGCCGCCUCCGCCGUGACCUGGCUCAAAGGUCACGCCGAACUGGCGGCGGGGGGUCGAUAUGAGAUGUCCCAGAUGGGGGAGGCCCUGACCCUCACCAUCCAUCACCUGGAGGAGGAAGACACCGACAUCUACACCUGCGACGUGGGCACCGCCAAGAGCAUGGCGAAGGUGACGGUGGACGCCCCGCCGGCCAAUUUUGAAGAGAAGCUCAGGGACCAGGAGAAGAAGGAGGGAGAAUCCGUGACGCUUUGCUGCAAGUUAUCGAAACCCGCUGAUGGUGUUCGGUGGCGAAGGGGCUCUGAAGUUCUCAAGCCUGGAGAAAAGUACGAGAUGAAGCUGGAGGAGACGUCUUGUGAGCUUCGGAUUAAGGAUCUAGAGGUUGAAGAUAGUGGAGCGUAUUAUUGCACGUGUGGAGACCAGGAGACAUCUGCAGCAGUCAAAGUCAACGCAUUGCCGCCGAGCUUCGUACGGAAGCUUGAGAGCCAGGAGGCCGAGGAGGGAGCCAGCGUCGCGCUGCGUUGUGAGCUCUCUAAGCCCGGAGUACCUGUUGAGUGGAAGAAGGGAACCGAGUUGCUGAAGUCUGGAGAGAAGCACCAGGUGAAGCAGAAGGCCUGUGCGAAUGAACUCCUGAUCAAUAAGGUGGAGGCAGAAGACAGCGGAGACUACAGCUGUGUGUGUGGAGACCAGAAGACCUCGGCUAGCCUCAAGAUCAAAGUCCUUCCCGUGGCGGUCGUUCGAGACCUGGAGAGCCAGGAGGCGGAGGAAGGAAACGCGGUCACUCUGCGCUGCGAGCUUUCUAGACCGCGGCUCGCCGUCCAGUGGAAGAGGGGCAAUCGACCGCUGAGCUGCGGAGAAAAGUACCACGUGAUGCAAGCGGGAUCCACUUAUGAGCUGCGCAUCCUGGACGCGAGACCCGAGGACGCGGGAAUCUACGCGUGCUGCUGGGAGGAGACGAUGUGCUCCGCCUCCGUGGUGGUGAAGGCGGCCCCGGUUAUUUUCACCAGAGAGCUUGAGAGCCAAACGGCGGACGAGGGGGGCAGCGUGACCCUGCGGUGCGAGCUUUCUAAGCCCGGCGUUCCUCUGGAGUGGAGGAAAGGAGAGCUCGGCCUUUGCCCCUGCGCAAAGUAUGAAAUGAGGCAGUCGGGCCCCCGGGCCUGGCUGGUGAUCCACGACGUGGACCGAGAGGACGCCGGUAGCUACACGUGUGACGGCGGCGCCCAUCGAAGCAGCGCACAGGUGGACGUGAAGGCCCAGCCGGUGCUUUUCAAAACCCAGCUGCAAAACCUGGAAAGAGAGGAAGGGGAGAGCGCCGUUCUCCGCUGUGAGACCACGAAGCCGGGGGCCAGCGUGGUCUGGAGGUGUGGCGACAGGACGCUGGCCCCCGGCAGCAAGUACCACCUGAAACGGGACGGAGCCACGGCCCAACUCGCCAUCCACAGGCUGCAGGGAGCCGACUCGGGAGAAUACUCCUGUGACACGGGCUUCCAGAGGACCUCAGCCGUCCUCACCGUGAAGGAGGUGGAGGUUAGCAUACUGAAGUUCUUGGAGAGCUGCGUUGUGCACGAGGGGGAAGACGUUCACUUUGAAUGCGAGGUUUCUCGCGAUGAGGCGCCUCCGGCUCAGUGGAAGCUCCAGGACGUCCCGCUACAGAGCAAUGAAAUGAACCUGAUCAAGUCCGAGGGUCCCGUUCACAGCCUCACGCUCAGAGGGGUCACCACGGCUGACUCGGGAACGGUCACGUUCACGGUGGGCAACCACACCUCCACCGCUUCUCUGACAGUCAGAGCGGCGCCGGUGGUAUUCACGAAGGAGCUGGAGAGCCAAAGGGCCGCCGAGGGAGACGAGGCCACCCUGUCCUGCGAGACGUCCAGCCCCGACUGCCAGGUGACCUGGACGAAGGGCUCGUCCGUGCUCGCCGCCGGGGGGAAGUUCUCGAUGGAGCAGAGAGCUGCCACUCACAGCCUGGUGGUACGCAAGCUGAGCCCCGAGGACAGCGGCGAAUACACCUGUGAUACAGGAGACAGGAAGACGACAGCGACCCUGACGGUGAAAGAGCAUGUGCGCCUCGUCCGAGAGCUCCGGGACAUGACGGUGGCCACCGGGCAGGACGCGGUCUUUGAGGUGGAGUUGUCUCAUUCCGACGUGACGAGCGGAGAAUGGUGGCUCGGGGAGAACCUCCUCCAAAAUAACGACCUGAAUCAAAUGAGCAGCCAGGGCAAAGUGCACCGCCUGGUCCUGAAGAUGGUGACCACAGAUGAAUCCGGGGACGUCGCCUUUGUGGUGGGGCGAGAGAAGAGCGUGGCUUGUCUUCAGGUGGAGGAGAAACCCAAAGUGCUAAUUCUAGAGAAGCCACCCAGCUGUGUGGCAGCAGAGGGAGAAACGGUCACUCUGGCCUGCACCGUCUCCGACGCCAAGGCCACUGUCACCUGGAGCAGAAACAAGGUGGCCAUCCGAGCAGGCCUCAAGUACGACCCGAGGAGCAGCGGAGCGCUCCACCAGCUCCGCAUUCGCAACGCGGUGCCCGAGGACUCGGGGACGUACACCUGUGACACCGGAGAUGCGCAGUGUGACGUCACCUUGACUGUGGAAGGGGCCCCAGUGUUCUUCCACAAGGAGCUCCAGAACCUGGACGCCGUAGAGGGCGAUGACGUCACCUUGCGCUGCGAGCUGUCAAAGCCAGGUGUCCGCGUUGAGUGGAGGAAAGGAGGCAUAGUCCUCCAGCCCGGUGCGAAGUGUGAGAUGAGGCAGGAAGGGUGCGUUCAAGAGCUCUCGUUGCGGAACCUGGAGCCCGAGGACAGUGGUUACUACACCUGCGAUGCAGGAGACCAGCUAACCACAUCUUCUUUGGCAGUGCAAGCGAAAGAAGUCUUCAUAGUGUGCGGUCUUAAGGCCGUCGACGUCUUUGUUGGGGAGUGGGCAACUUUCUCCUGCCAGCUGUCGGGUAGGGCACCCGGCCAGGCGCAGUGGUGGCUGGACGGCACCUCGCUGGAGGACGGCGCCUUUAGUGCGAUAGAGCUGAGCCACGGCCACGUGCACACGCUCACCUUAAAGAACCUGGCCACGGGCGACACCGGCGCGGUCACGUUCAAAGCGGGCGAUUUAACGUCAGCAGCCAAGCUCUUAGUCAAAGAUCCCACAGUCGAAGUGGUGAGCGAGAUGGAGGACCUUCGGGUGCGCGAGAACCAAGUGGCCGAGUUCGUCUGCCAGUACUCGCGGCCGGUCACGGCUCAGUGGAAAAAAGACGGGCGGCCAUUGCAGCCGGACGGGCGCAGGGUGCUAGUGGAGCAGGACUGGAACGUGGCGCGCUUGUACAUUAGCCGCGUGUCCGCAGAGGACCGGGGCGCGUACUCCUGCGAGGCGGGGGCCACCUGCUCGGUCGCUUCACUUUACGUGGACGACAAACCCAUUGACAUCGUGCAGGGCCUGGAGAACGUAGAGACCUUCGAUGGAGGAGAGGCGCUGUUCGAGUGCGCCCUCUCUCGCCCCGAGAGGAAAGAUUGCCGCUGGCUCCUGGACGGCAAACCAGUCAAGGAGUCCCCUAAUGCUGAGAUGGUGACAUUUGAGAGUGGCCUUCGCCAUCUGCUGCUGCUGAAAGCGCUGCGAGUGAAAGACAGCGGCACCGUGACGUUCAAAGCCUGCGCGGCAUCUUCAUCCGCUCAGCUCUGCGUCAAGCGUUGGCAGCUGGAUGUGGUGAAGGCUCUGGAGGACAAGGUGGCCGCCGUCGGGGAGAAGGUUGAGUUUUGUGUCGAGCUCACCGAGCCCGUCCCUACGGCCGAAGUGGCCUGGUACGCAAAUGGCGUGGAGAUCAAGCCCAGUGACCUCUGGGCCACGAGGGCCGACGGAUGCUCCUACCGACUCGUCCUGAGACGGGCACCUCUUUUGCCCCAGCAGGAAAUUACAUUUGCUGCAAGAGAUGCUCUCUCUUUGGCCAAGCUCACCGUCAUUAGCGUGCCUGAUCCUCCAGAGGACCCGGAGGUCCUCAAUAAAACAGAGGGGUCCGUGGUCCUCUCCUGGUUCACUCCUUUACACGACGGAGGGAGCCCCAUUCUGGGCUACCGGGUGGAGAUGCGGCUGGCGGACAGCUCCCUGUGGCUGCCGUCGCACUCUGAACCCGUGUGCAACACGGAGUUUGUGGUGGAAAACCUCUCCCCGGGGAGCGGCUACAGGUUCAGGGUGGCGGCCAUCAACAGAGCCGGCCUCGGGGAACCUGUUGAGCUGCCGCAGACCGUGCAGCUUGGUACGAAGGCAAAACAGGAGGAUGGUGAGAUGAUGGGCCAACCCAGUCUGCCCCCGGAAGCUGCCAAAGAAGGGGAUCUCCACGAGCUGUGGGAGGAGUCGGCCAAGAAGCGGCGCAUGAGCAGAGAGCCGACUCUGGACUCCAUCACUGAACAACCGGAGGAGGUCGUCGGUGGCCAAAAGAAAUCCGGGCAGAAGGAGCUGAAGUCCGUUGAGAAAGUGGAAACAAAAUCAGAAGAGCAGAGUCAGGUCGCCGUGUCCAAGAAGCAGACGGAGUCCAAGGUGUCCUCCAGCUGCGGGGACGAGUCUGCUGCUGGUGGUUCAACGCUCGUCUCCUACCUCAAGAAGAGCAGCACGGCCACGGUCACAGCGACCAGCGAGGCGGGGCCCAUGACCACCGAGAGGUUCUUUGAACAUUUCAAGAUGGCAGAGCAGAGAACGGUGCAGCACACUGGGGUUGAAACGACCGCCAUCCAGCAGACGGAUGGGAAACCGGUGCCAGCAAAGGAGGCGGACGUCAUGGAGAUCAGCAAAGAGGAUGAGCCCGAGCUCAGAGAUGCCGCCAUUAAGAUUCAAGCCGCCUUCAAGGGCUACAAGGCCCGCAGGGACAUGCGGCCGGUCUUCAAAGACGGCUUCAAAGACCAGACCAAAGAACCUAACGGCACCAUCCACCUAGAGUGUGUGGCGGAGGGCAAACCCGAUAAGAUGCGGUGGCUGAAGGACGGAGAACCGCUGCAGGACGGCAAGCACCACCACAUCGACAUCUACAACGACGGCACCUGCUCCCUGGUCAUCACCGCCAUCACCACAAAGGACACUGGCGUCUACUCGUGCGAGGUCACCAACAAGUUCGGAGUCACCUCGCACAGCGGCAAGGUCACGGUAGGGACGGAGAGAGAAGCGUCCGGCCGGCGCCCGCUGACCUUGGGCUACAGCGCCGACAGCGAGCCCGAGAGCUCCUCGGGGAGCGAGAUGGACGACUCGCUGCGGCAGGCGGGCAGACGCCUGCGGCGCCUGCUGCGCACGCGCCUGCCCCCGGACGUGGAGGAGGAGCCGUUUCUCAGCGCCGACGAAGGGGACCUCGGCGCUCCGGACCCGCACUCCUACCGGGAGGACGACAGCUACAUCUACAUUCGCUUCGACUCGCGGACGGAGGCCGAGGUGGCCUCGAAGAGGUUCACGGAGAUGUUCACGGUCCACGGCGUUCCCGUGGAGACCACCAUCCUGGAGGCGGGGCCCCUCAAAGUGGAGCUGCGGAUUAAAAAGAUGGGCUACACGCAAGACGGCACGCAGACCCCCACACAGGAGAGACAGCCUCCUGCGUUCAUGGCUGGAGCCCAAGCCGCCCCGGUCUUCUUGACGGAGCUGCACAGCCAGGACGUUCCGGACGGCUAUCCGGUCAGCUUCGACUGCGUUGUGAUCGGCAAGCCCACCCCGGCCGUCCGCUGGUACAAAGACGGCAAGCUGCUGGCGGAGAACGACCAUUACAUGAUCAACGAGGACCAGGAGGGCUGCCACCAGCUGAUCAUCACCGCCGUGCUGCCCGCCGACAUGGGCGUCUACCGCUGCACGGCUGAGAACAGCAGCGGCGUCGCGGCCACCAAGGCCGAACUCAGGGUCGACAUGUCGUGCAGCUCGGAUUAUGACACAGCCGCCGAUGCCACGGAGACGUCUUCCUACGUCAGUGCCAGGGGCUACAUGUCCAGGGAAACUGAGACAUUCGAGUCCGUAGCUGAAGACGACCAGUUGCCACAGGUUGUGGAAGAGCUUCACGACGUUCACGUCAGUCCAGGUUCACCUGUUGCUAAGAUGCAGCUCAAAGUGAAGGGCUUCCCCAAACCCAGAAUAUACUGGUUCAAAGAUGGCCACCCGCUGCGAUCCUCAGGGAGGAUUCUGCUGCUGGCAGAGAGAGACGUUCACGCCGUGGAGGUCCUGGAGGUGAAGAAGGAGGACAUGGGGGAGUACUCUGCUUACAUCAGCAACGCAGCGGGCUCCGCUUACUCCUCCGCCCGCCUGAUAGUUCUGAGUCCAGGGGAGAUUAUGCCACAAGAUAAAAGAGACCCUAGGGUGCCUCUUGUGCCACCUCGCUUCCUGGAAAGGUUCAGCAACAGGAAGGUGAAACAAGGAGCCAGCAUCACCCUGUCCGUCAAAGUAGAAGGCUCCCCCGCUCCGAUGGUCUCCUGGCUGAAGGAGGAGUCCAUGGAGGACGUCCUGUGGAUCAAGCCCGACACCAAAGGGUACAAGAUAGCGAGCUCGGGGCGCCAGCACAGCCUCAUCCUGAUGGACGUGGGCCCAGAAUACACCGGCGCCUACACCUGCAUCGCCACAAAUAGGGCGGGACAGUCCAUCUGCACGGCCCACCUCGGGGUGGAUCAGACGCCGCAACCAAAGAAGGAGCCCAAAGCCUCAGAGGUUCUCGACAUCACCGUCAGCGCUCCAGAGGAGGAGGAGGCGGCCGGCAGAGCAAAAGAGAGUAAAGCAUCGUACCUAGGUGAAGUAGGUACAGAGGAAUUCCUCCUGAAACUCACCAACCAGAUCACUGAAAUGGUGUCAGCAAAGAUCACACAAGACAGCUCACAGAAUCUUGAAGUGCUCCAGUGGAUGAAAUCUUGGCCCAAAACUACCACUUCUUUGCGCGUGCCCGGCGUUGACAGUGACGACGAGACCAAGACCCCCUCUGCGUCGCCCCAUCACGGCCGCUCUCGCCCCCCCUCCCUCAUCGCCGACUCCUCCUCGGAAUCCGACGAGGGGGACGCCAGGGGAGAGAUGUGCGACAUCUAUGUGGCAACGGCUGACUACAGCCCCACCUUGGCAAGCAAAGAGUCCAUCUCCCUCAAGGAGGGACAGUAUGUGGAGGUUCUGGACUCGGCUCAUCCACUCAAGUGGUUGGUCCGGACCAAACCCACCAAAAAUACCCCGUCCCGUCAGGGCUGGGUCUCACCCGCCUACCUGGACAAGAAGCUCAAACUCUCUGCGGAUGCGAGUGACCUCCCUGAGACGAGCUCAGAGGAGGUGUCUGAGGGCGAAUACAAAAGGAAGCUAUUCCAACUCAUCCAGGAGCUGGUCAAUGGCGAGUCGCAGUUUGUCAAGGAGAUAGACUUCUUUACGUCGCAUCACCGGAAGCAUGCCGACGGCCCCGAUGCACCGCCCGAUGUCAGCAGCCAGAGGGACGCCAUCUUCAGGAACAUCGACGAUAUCAACUCCUUCCACAGCGAGGCGUUCCUCCCGAAGUUGAACGACUGCGACACGGAUGACGACGUCGCCAUGUGCUUCCUGAAGAACAAGGAGGGCUUCGAGAGGUACCUCCACUACCUCGUCGGUCAGAGUCGGGCCGAGGCGGCUGUCAGCGACAAGGCCGUUCACCGCUUCUUCAAGGAGUACACAGAGAAAGUGCAGGCCAGUGCAGACCCCGCUGACCCGCCGGUACGCAGCAUCAACGCCAGCCUCCAGCAACCUCUGGAGAGGAUUCAGAAGUACAAGGCCGCACUCAAGGAGCUCAUCCGAAACAAGGCCAAAAAUGGCCAGAACUGCUGCCUUCUGGAAGAAGCUUAUGCCAUGGUGUCCGCGCUCCCCCAGCGCUCCGAGAACACCCACCACGUCUCCAUGAUCGAGAACUACCCGGCCACACUGGACGUACUGGGGGAGCCGAUGAGACAGGGACCUUUCCAAGUGUGGGAGGGGGCUCCGGGAAUCAGGUCGUCCUCCAGGGGGCACCACCGCCACGUGUUCCUGUUUAAGAACUACUGCAUAAUCUGCAAGCCCAAGAGGGACAGCGACACCGACUCGCAAGCAUACGUUUUUAAGAACAUGAUGAAGCUGAACAACAUUGACGUGAACGAGACGGUGGAGGGCGACGACCGCGCCUUCGAGAUCUGGCACGAGCGCGAGGACUCCGUGAGGAAGUACACCUUGCAGGCCCGCACCGUGACCAUCAAGAACUCGUGGCUGAGAGACUUCCGAGAGCUGCAGCAGCGAUACAGCACGCCUGCGUGGAGUCCUCCUGACUUUGAUGCAAUUCUAGCAAACUGCACAGCCGAGCUGGGGCAGACGGUUAAGCUGGCCUGCAAAGUCACCGGCGUGCCCAAACCCGCCGUCACAUGGUACAAGGACGGACGCGCCGUGCAGGCCGACCCCCACCACAUCGUCAUCGAGGACCCGGACGGCUCCUGCACUCUGAUCUUGGACAACAUGACGGCCGACGACUCGGGGCAGUACAUGUGCUUCGCCACAAGCUCGGCCGGCAACGCCAGCACUCUCGGCAAGAUCACCGUCCAGAUGCCUCCGCGGUUCGUGAAUAAAAUGAGGAACGCCACGUUUGUUGCCGGAGGAGACGCUCAGUUCACCUGCGUCAUACAGAGCGCCCCCAACCCCAAGAUCAGGUGGUUCAAAGAGGGCCGGCUGCUGACCGACCAGGAGAAGUAUCAGACCCACAGCGAGCUCCGCAGUGGCGUCCUGGCCCUGGCCAUAAAGAACCUGACGGAGAGAGACCUCGGACACUACGAGUGCGAGCUGUCUAAUCGCCUGGGGACGGCCAAGUGUGGCGCCGAGCUCGCCCCCCCCUCUGCUGCUGCUGCAGCUCGCGGGCAGGCCAUCCACAUCGAAGUUACUGAACAGGAGACGAGAAUACCGAAGAAAACCAUCAUCAUUGAGGAGACCAUAACCACUGUGGUGAAGAACCCACGUGUGAGGAGGCACAAGUCUCCCGGAGGCCACCGCUCAGAGACCUCCAGCCAGGAGCCCCCCGUGGCCCGGCCGAGGAGGAUGCCGCCUGCCCCGAGGAGGACCGCCGUGCCCACGCUGUACGUCACCGUACCGGAGGGCGCCGCAGCGAGAGCCCCGGAGGGCAGGCCCGGGUGGGUGGAGGUGGAGGAGGUCAUCGAGUACAAGGUGAACAAAUCGCCCCGGCUAUCGAGGAGGAGGGGCGCCUCCCCCGCAGGGUCCGACCGCGCAGCACUGGCCCCCAGGCCCAGAAGAUCUACGCCGGGGAACCCGAACACCAACAACUCCAACAACAAGCUGGUGGAGCAGGCCCAGCUGCAGGGAGACCUCAGCAGCCAGCCGCUCUCCUGGGAGGAGGAGGAGGAGGAGGAGGAAGAGGAGGGUGGUGUCCCCUCCGAUUCGGCCCCGGGAGUCACAGGAGAGCCGCGCGAGCUCUCGUCCGUCCUCAGUCCAGCCGGGGAGGACAGCGAGGACGAUCAAACCAUCGUCUUUGAACCCGACGACGAUGAAGAGGAGGAUCACAACUCGCUCGGAGGACCGCACCCAGAGGUUCUGACCCGAGGCGGCCGCGUUUUGACCCUGGAAGACUUGGAGGACUACGUCCCGGUAGACGGAGAGACCUACGGGGCGUCCGGCGGCAGGGCGUCUCUCCUCGCAGAGAAGCCCUGUGAGAUCUCGGUGCUCCAGAGGGAGAUCGGCGGCGCCGCCGUAGGACAGCCGGUGCUCCUCAACGUGGGGCGGCCCGUGGCGGCCCAGCGCCAGCAGAAAAGCGGCUUCUUCGGCCGGUUCAGGGAGCAUCUCUCCGGCAGCCUUUUCUCAUCCGGGGGCCCAGCGGCCGGCGGAGGAGGAGGACAGUCCAGAGCCGAGAGGACCGUCCCCAUCCAAGUGAGCCGCGCCGAGGUCCAAGUGAAGCCUUCGUACCGCUCCGAGGUGCAGAGGGUCGAGGGCGGGAAGCAGAGCUUCAAGACCAAAGUGUCCACUCGGACCUACGGCUAUACGUCGGUGGGAAACCCAGUCACUCUUCAGAUCGGCGACAACCUCCAUCAGAACCAGUAGGAGCCCUCUUCGUCUGAAAUGGGGGACGUUUUGACUUACAGGAACAAGGCAGAAGAGUCAAAGUAUUAAUGUUACCGUGAGAAUGUUUGUCCUCAACUGCUUUGUUACGUGCAGAAUGUCCGACACAGAGAAAAAAAAAAAUCUGAUUAAAAGUAGACACAAAGAAACGAUCAUAGGGUAUAUUUAGGUAUAUAUGUAUUUGGGGGGGGGGGGGUUUACUUUUGUACCUUUUGCAGUGCUUUAGCUUCCUGGAGCAGCAAAUGUUGGAAUUAGUGAGGUCACCUCUAGUUGUUUUAAGUUCAUUUAAAUCAACAUAACUUUGGCUGUUUAUUUUAAAUCGAAGAUUUGCGGUCAAAUUAAAACACAAUUUCUUCUUUAGGUGUUUGAAUUAUUUAUUAGUGAGCAGCUUUUAACAAAUAUGACAUUUCUUAGUAAACCAUUUGUAAAGUGGACCCUUUUCACUCUGUGACUGCAUGUGUUAUUUGUUACCAGGAAACAGAGGUUUGCACCAAUAAUUAAAUGUGACACUUUCUGAUUAAGUGCAAUCGCCGGGUCACAUGGAAGUGAGAUUAUUUAAAUGGGCGCCUUCACGGAUCUGCUCCUCCAAACCAGAUGCGUUUAUCGAGAAUAAGCAGAUCUCUAAUGUUGUAUUUGAGAACGCUCACAACAUCUACUACCUUUUUAAUAGCGACUAGAAACAGUACCUGGCCCUUGAAGAUGUGUGGUGGUGUUUUAAAAAAAAAGGUAUUUUAUUCAAGGAUUGGGUUAACGUUAACGCACUGAUGGAUUGUAAUGGCUUGUACUUUAUGUGUCUCUUUUUCAAAUGUGUUUUAGUUCUCUAAUAAAUGGUUUUACUGCAA
Molecule: messenger RNA, 19340 nt
Organism: Pungitius pungitius (ninespine stickleback)
Lineage: Eukaryota; Metazoa; Chordata; Actinopteri; Perciformes; Gasterosteidae
Gene: obscnb
Product: obscurin, cytoskeletal calmodulin and titin-interacting RhoGEF b
Exons: 75
Coding region: 172-18480 (6102 amino acids)
Molecular function (GO): guanyl-nucleotide exchange factor activity; protein binding
Source: RefSeq, a predicted model, not a curated record